This is a messenger RNA of Erigeron canadensis, 1339 nucleotides long. Its product is annotated as E3 ubiquitin-protein ligase SIRP1-like. The coding region runs from base 121 to 1200 and encodes 359 amino acids. The record is from RefSeq and is a predicted model, not a curated record. The transcript is spliced from 2 exons. Gene Ontology annotation, molecular function: ubiquitin protein ligase activity. NCBI's taxonomy places the organism in Eukaryota, Viridiplantae, Streptophyta, Magnoliopsida, Asterales, Asteraceae. Gene Ontology annotation, biological process: protein ubiquitination. Gene Ontology annotation, cellular component: cytoplasm.
CAUUAUUAUAACAACAUAGGAAAAUAAUUUUUUGAUAUUUGGUCUUGUGAAUACAUUCUCUACCCUCUUGAUCAUCUUUCAUUACAAGAAAAUUUAAGUAAAGGAAAUAGAAAGAGAGAGAUGGAGGAAGAGAGAGAGUCAACAACAAGAUAUUGGUGCUAUGCAUGUUCUAGAGUUGUUAAUCCAGUUAUGGAAGUUGAAUCACUCAAAUGUUCACAAUGUCAAGGUGGAUUCGUGGAGGAAAUGGGUAGCGUUCGGGGUCAGAACCGCCGUUCUGACCCUGAACCCGGUAUCUCAUUGUGGGCCCCUCUCAUGCUUGGAUUGCUCAACUCCCCUCGUGGGAAUCGAGGAUUAGAGGAGGAAACAAACCAAGAAAAUGGUCAUGGUUCUGAACAACAUAGUCAGCAUGAAGGACAGCAGCAGCAGCAGGAGCCGGGCCCUGAAGUAAGGAGCAGGGCCAGCGCUGCUGCUCUCCUUCAUCUUUUACAUGGUAUCAGAGCUAGUCUUGCAGCAUCUGCACCUCAGAAUAAUGAAGAGGGUAGAGGAGAAAAUAACCGUGACACAGAGCGAGAACGUGAACGUGAACGUGUUAUUUUUAUUGAUCCUUUUAAUCAGACUAUAAUUGUUCAAGGUGGUGGUAAUACUGGCAACCCGUUUGAUUUAACCAAUUCGGCACAAAACAACCCUUUUGGUUCAUUUGGUGAUUAUUUCUUGGGACCUGGUUUAGAGCAACUUCUACAACAUUUAGCCGAAAAUGACCCAAACCGAUAUGGUACCCCACCGGCCCAAAAAGAAGCGGUAGAGGCAAUGCCAACUAUAAAAAUUGAAGAGGAUUCUGUUCAAUGUUCGGUUUGUUUAGAGGAAUUUGAGAUAGGGGCUGAAGCACGACAAAUGCCAUGUAAACAUAGCUUUCAUGGUGAUUGUAUCUUGCCAUGGUUAGAACUUCAUAGCUCUUGUCCAGUUUGCCGUUAUCAAUUGCCUGCAGACGAGUCAAAGGUCAACCGCAAUCAGGACGGGUCAAGGGGUAAUUUGAUACAUUCAAAUGGUGAAACAAGACAUGGCGGGAAUAAUGAAGAAAGGCGGUUUUCUGGUAGUCUUUUCUGGCCCUUUAGUUUGUUUUCACCUAGGUCACCUACUUCAAGGGAAAAUGGGUCAUCGCCACGUGUCCAAGAAGCUGAUCAUAGGGAAGAUGGUCUCUGAAAUGUUUGUUGACUUUGACUUUUUUCUAGAAUGGGUUGGGGUGCCAAGUCAAGUUUUUCUCUUUGAAUAUUCUGUCUAUAGUAUCCUAUCCUAUCCUGUCAAAUAUUUCAAUGUGCAUAAAGAAAUAGAUUCAACUCAA